Messenger RNA from Penicillium robsamsonii, 1338 nucleotides. RefSeq names its product putative salicylate hydroxylase. Gene Ontology annotation, biological process: secondary metabolite biosynthetic process. The transcript has 5 exons. The record is from RefSeq and is a predicted model, not a curated record. The coding region runs from base 1 to 1338 and encodes 445 amino acids. NCBI's taxonomy places the organism in Eukaryota, Fungi, Ascomycota, Eurotiomycetes, Eurotiales, Aspergillaceae. Gene Ontology annotation, molecular function: FAD binding; monooxygenase activity.
AUGAAAGUCGUUGUUGUCGGCGGGGGGCUAGGCGGGCUGGCCUGUGCAAUUGCUUGUCGCCGUGAAGGUAUCGACGUGGAAAUUCUCGAGCGGUCACCCGAAGUCCACGAAGUUGGAGCAGGCAUCCAAAUCCCACCAAAUGGCGCUAGGAUAAUGUGCGACUUUGGCCUACUUCCCCAACUAUUGGAGCACGGAAGUCAGGUGCAACAAGUUCAUUUACGGAGGUACAAGGAUGGCCGUCUUCUGCGAUCAAUGCCGUUCGGGGACGAUAUCACGGAUGAGUUCGGGGCACCGUGGAUAAUUAUUCAUCGGGUGGACUAUCAUCGCAUCCUUCUUGACGAAGCAAUUCGACUUGGUGCCGUCUUUCAAUUGGGGGCAGAAGUAGAAGAUGUUUACACCGAUCAGCCAGCCGUUCUUCUCGCUGACGGGAGAUGCAUAUCGGCAGAUGUUGUGAUUGGCGCUGACGGCCAAAUGUCCACGGUCAGAAAAGCUGUUCUCGGAUCUCCUCAUUCUCCAGUCCCCACAGGUGACAUGGCCUAUCGGGCAACCUUUUCACGAGAGCAGCUGGAGGCUUUGGGAGACGAGGAAGUAAACAAACUAUGUCGGGAAAUUGCGAUCACAAGCUGGCUCGGACCAGAGAAGCAUACCAUCUUCUACCCUCUCCGUGGUGGAAGGGAGUUCAAUCUUGUUCUCAUGCGGCCCGAUAACUUAUCAUCGGGCUCUCGGAGAGAGCAGGGUGAUAUUACAGAGAUGCGAGAGAGCUAUGCCGACUGGGACGGAACAUUGCAAAAGCUGGUUUCCUGUGUGCCAUCGGUGUACAAAUGGAAAUUAACACAUCUCUCCGAGCUGGAAUCGUGGACCAAGGGAUCUGUUGCUUUACUUGGUGAUGCCUGUCACCCCACUCUGCCAUAUCAGGCACAAGGGGCUGCGAUGGCCGUUGAAGACGGAGCAGUCAUCGGCAAGCUUCUUGGUCUGUUGCAGGCUCAUUACCUAAACCCUAGAAACCAUGGAAGCGAUCCCUCAGUAUCAACGCACUCCUCAGCUCAAGAUCUCACAGCUGCUGUACUAACUCUUUAUGAAAAAUGCCGGAAAGCACGCACAACCCGAAAUGUUCAAGGAGCAAUCAUGAAUCGGAAGCUUUUUCACAUUUCAGAUGGGUUCUUGCAAAUGAUCCGGGAUUUCAUAUUAGGAUAUGCAGGAGUUACCCCGAAGAGCGAUUGGACAUGGCUAUUUUCAUUCCGACAGGGGCAAACCCUUGGUCUGAAUGUGCUGGAAGAUUGUGAACGGGUCUUUGAAGAGUGGAGAUUGACACUUUCAUUGCACAGAAUAUAUCAAUAA